GUCAGCAUGGAUGACUACACCCCCACAGAUCAGGUUAGUGUAAUUAAUGUGAUAGGGGCUGAACCAAGACACCCAUUUGUACAGAUUCUUUAUGUAAUUUGGUUUAGUCCCAACAGCAGCUGAAAUGCAGCAAACCACAUAAUUACAAAAUGCAGUCUAGCUGUUUGAAUAAUGGAUGUUAAAGAAGAAGAAGCUUUUCAAUGUUGUAAGCUUGUGUUUUACUGUUGCUACAUGUAGGUCGUGAUUCCUGUAAUACAUCUGUUAUUUCUCCUUGCUUUCCAUUCUGUGUCCCACAGACAAAGCAAACAGAAAACAUGAAUGUAGAAGCCUGCAGUUUCCAUCACCAGCCUUCACUACGCAGUAGCUGUGUUGUAUUUCAGUGAUGGAGGUGAUGGAAAUCAAGAAGGAGAGGUGUCCAGUGCCCAAAUUCAGGGGGAGUAGCAGCAGCAGACCUCAGGGCUUCUCUGUGUGCAUGAAAACACCUCCUCUCCAGCCUAUGCCUGUCUCCUGCAGGCAGGAUAGUUUCUGUUUAAGCCUUAAUUGCAGGGCAGUGCACUUUUCACACAGACACAGCUGCAGCACGCACAUCCAUGAUGUUUGCUUUUGGUUGCUGAUUUACAAAAUUUUGGACAUAGUCACUUGAGUUUUUUCUAGGUAUCUUGAUAGAUCUUGAUACAAUACUCUAAUGACAAAAGCAUUUGGGAAACUUAAGGCUGGAAUGAUGCAGCUUUAGAGUAAGAAGGGGCUUAGGUGGGGUCAUGUCUGCAAGUCACCUCCGUCCCUGAGCUCGAGCUGCCUGGUUUCCUUGGCAGGUUGUCUCCUAGGCAAACGUUCUGAGGCUGUUACUGCUCAGUGCCAAUGUCCCACUGCCAUCCAGUAGUCUCAGUCAAGACUGUGGGCCAUGUGAUGAACUGCAAAUACACAUAGUAAGGGAGAAUCCUACACUGGGACCUAUUACGAUGCAGAGUUUUGACAUCAGGGAUUUUUGAAACGAGGUUUCAAGUAGAUAAAGUAAAUUUCCACAUGUUUGAUGUAGGUGGCCAAAGAGAUGAGAGAAGAAAAUGGAUCCAAUGCUUUAACGAUGUCACGGCUAUAAUCUUUGUUGUGGCUUGCAGCAGCUACAACAUGGUAAUAAGGGAAGACAAUAACACAAACAGACUACGGGAAUCCCUGGACCUUUUCAAAAGUAUCUGGAAUAACAGGUGGUUACGGACCAUUUCUAUCAUUUUGUUCUUGAAUAAACAGGACAUGCUGGCUGAAAAAGUCUUGGCAGGGAAAUCAAAAAUUGAAGAUUACUUUCCUGAAUACGCGCAUUACACUGUACCUGAGGAUGCAACACCAGAUGCGGGAGAAGACCCCAAAGUCACAAGAGCCAAGUUCUUCAUCCGGGAUGAGUUCUUAAGGAUAAGUACGGCGAGCGGAGACGGCCGGCACUACUGCUACCCGCACUUCACGUGCGCCGUGGACACAGAGAACAUCCGCAGAGUGUUCAACGACUGCAGGGACAUCAUCCAGAGGAUGCACCUCCGCCAGUACGAACUCUUGUGAGGGGAUCGCCGUGGAACCUGUGGUUUUAAAUUCUUUGCUCCUUACUCUUUCUCUUGAUACUACCCCACGCAGGGUGGAAGAAUAUACUAUAGAAAUGUCAGUCUCUUCACUUGGUUUACUUUAAUUAUUUAACCUUAAAGCUGAUUUGAAGCGAGUUUGGGUUGGUUUUCCUUCAUGCUUUUUGGGACUAUUUUUGUGCUUUAUUUUGACAUGCCACUUCUUCGUCAUUCCACUAAGCCCUUUGGCUACCUCUGUUCCCUCGGGUUUUGUUGUUGUAAGCGAGCGCGACCCGCGACGCGUUGCGGCGGGUCGGUGCCAGUUCGGAGCGGGAUGUUGGCUGGACGACGCUAAGUCACGGCGCUCCCUCCGCGUGGGUUUCCUUUUUAACGUGACAUUGAAGAGUACUUGAUGGGUGAAAAAGAUUAAUGCACUUUGUAUCAGGUUAUUAAAUACUGUCGAGGAAGUAGACACACAAUGUAGCAGCACCACAAUAUUUAUUACUCCGUCACAGUUUUUAGCAUUUCUGAGUUGCAGGUCAACUGAUACGGUGACCUCCUCUUUUAAGCCGUUACUGGCACAGGAAGUAGAGUAGAUACUGAGAGGAAUAGUGAAGACAAAGCAAUUUCUCUGGGGUUCCGGAGCUCGGCGUCUCUGCGCGCCUCAGGCGUUUCAAUCACAGCUCCUUUUCAGCCUGUCUCAUCUAGGCAGAAAAUUGACCGCCCUCACUUACGUUGUUUGUGCUGUCCACAAAUGAUCCUUUCCGUUCCGAUCAUUCUUGGACGACGGUCCUCUCCCUAUAUAUAUUUUUUUGUUUUACUGCUGGUUUAUUAUAUUGUACAGACUGUAAAAUGUAAUAUUAUUUUGUACAACUUUAUUGAAGAAAAAUACUUGUAGAAGAUCUUUGUGCCUUGAUUAUGGCUGUACCUGUAAAAUGAGCUAAGAUGUAAGUAUGUUUUUGAUUGCGCUGUACAGCUUGAUGUCAACCUUACCUGCAGCAGUGACUGGAGGUAAGAACUUUAUCUGUAGAGUUUAGGGGUUUUUUUCUGGUUUAUAUAAAAAUGCUCUUUAGUAUAAAAAUUAUAAAUUAUGCAAAUUAACCACUUACCUUUCCCAGUGAGGUAUUACCGUCACCGGAUGUUGCAGCAAACAUGCCUUUCUCUUUCGAAGUCUCAGCUUUAAAACAUUGGAAUUCAUUCGAGUGUCCAAAUUGCAACCUGGUGUUGUUUUAAUGGGAACCGAGGAUUUAUUAUUAUUAUUAUUAUUAUUAUUCUUUUUUUCCUUUCUAUUUAGAAAAUAUGUUUGGUAAUUCUUCGGUCAUUCAUAGAACUUCACAAUGGCACAGACCGAUUGUGAACGUGCAAAGCACCAUUCUGUAGAGCUCUUCGAUCUCUGUACCAACAGCGGCUUUCAUUGUGCAAGUAAAUAGCGAGAAAGAAGACAAAAAGUUGUAUCGACCCUCGUGUCUGGCCUAAGAGAAUUACAAGAUGACAUUUUUAUUUCUCUUUUAAUAAAGAGACACGUUAGAAAAUUGUUUUAUUUUAAAUAUUGUAGAACCAAGAUGUGUGAAUAUUUCUCAAACUUGAAUAAUUUAUGCAAAUGACAUUCUCAAAAACGAGUUGUGGUACAGUACAAUAUAUACAAGCAAGAAUUGCUGUAGCAAUAAGGCAUGUCCUUUUUAGUAACUAUAACACUGCUUUAUAUUUUAUACAUAGGUGUUUUCUGUCUGUGACUAUAUACUUUUCCUGUGUCCAAGAUAACCUGUACAAAUGUCUAAAAUUACAGUUGCAAUAACAGAAACCUAGCAAAGUGUUAGACUACAUUACUUCACAGAGUGUUUUACCACACUUGGACCGUUCCCACUCCUCGUUUUAAAGUUAGGGAGAGAUUAAGAGCUGACACGUUCCCGACGUUGGCCUACAACUCGGCGCUUCGAUCAACGUUUUGCUGUAAGCAUCGCUGGUGGUUACAACGCCCCGCCACCACCUCUCGAAUUCAAGUCAGGCUGCGGUCCACUGCAGUCCUUGUUUCUAUUUGAUGACAAACAACCCCAUUUUAGACACGAUAAUAUGACCAUUUCCUCUUCUCAGAAACAUGUAGAUUUUAAUACGUGCAAGUUGAGUCAUCAGAUACUUCCCAGAAAGCGAAGGGCUGGGUGGACUGAGCUAGUCAACUAAAGCCCUGAAUGCGGAGAUUCUCUCGCUUCCCGCACCAAGGAAAGUACCGGGACAAGUAACAGGAGACGGUCUUGGCCUCAGAAGCAGCCCCUGCCCCAAGAGCUACCAGCCCAGCAGGGCUCAGCAGGAGCUUCGCUGGGGUGGGCGGGGAGACACGGUGAGGUUUGUCGCACCCUCUCCUAGGCACAGCGCGCAGAGGUGCUGAGCUCUGCUCCAGUGCCGCCACCCGGCCGGGGGCUCCUUACUGCUGCCACCUCCCCAGCACAGAGCCGCUGCACUUCGCAGUGGGACACUGCAGAAACACUAAGAGCCGGCAGCCCUGCCGGAGCCUGGAACAGGAGGCACGCCUGCCCCUGGCACCUGCCUGCAGCUGGGGGCUGAGGCACAGGACGUUACUGCAGCUGUAUUUGACCUUCCUUCUUGCAGAGCGGCAGGCGGAGGGCCCCUCACCACACAGAUCUCUGGGAUGCAAUAGGGCCCUCUUUUUUAAGCCCAUCAUAGCACAUCUUUUUAAAAAUAGCAGCUUGAGGUGUCACCCUACUUUUGUUUUAAGCAGGUUUCAGGUGUUGUACCAGCAAACUGGAUCUGCGAGGCUUCUUCCUGUUGCUGCCUGGUAGAUGCUAAAUGGUAGUCAUCCAAUAGUUCGGCAUCACGGGAACUGCAAGGUUUCUUGUCCCUCAUGUAGGACAUUCUAAAAGGUUAUGGAAAUCUGCAUCUCUCAGUGCCGAUAUAUCUUGCUUCUGCCUGACCCGACCAAACAGAUGAAUGACAUUAGAAGGGCCACGCAGCAAUAAAAGAGAGAAAUGUUUCCAGUUUGCAGCACUGAGCCUCCACCAGGGUGUGACACCAGUGCAGACAAGUGAUGAGGCGACAGGAUUUACAUAAUGUACAGUUACACUUUUAAUAUACAUAUUUGAUACAAAAAUUAUAGCAGGAAAAGGACUCAUUUGAUUGUAGAAUACAGUAUUUUUGUACAGCAUGGAACGUUCAUUUCAGUUAAUUAUUUAUCCUGUGGUAGUCAUAUCAGCUGUAUAGGACUUCUAUGGUAUGUGUAAAUGCAACCUGCCUUCAGACUAGCAAUCAAAUUAGGUCAUUUGCUGGCAUGAAUAUAGUCUGAUGUUUGACUGUUCUCAGCUUUGGUAUUUCAGUGACUGAAUGCAGAUGUCUGGCUCUUCAUGCUGCUUUAUGCUUACUGAUUAAACGCUGAGCAAAAUAAAAUGGUGGAGUGAGAAGCUGAAAAUGAGCUAGCACCAGGACAACGAGCAGGGCUCCUGCUGCCCAGUAUAUAGCGAAGACUCUGCUCUCACGUGGAAGGAAGCAUUUGUGGAGGGAGAAGUCAGUUGGUGUUAUGCUGCCCUGGAAAAGAAAGGCAGACAGCGUCACUGCCCUCUUGCAGCGGGUCCCACAGCAGGAGUUGCACCAGGGCAGGCAGAUCUCCAGCUCCCAAGUUUUGUGUUGGGUGCGGAGGGUUGGAGGCAGCUCCCUAGUACCAGUGCCUUCUCCAGGGGGCUGAAGAGUCUGUACUGGCGGUGCUGGGCACUAACUGGAGCAACCAGUAGGCCAGCGUUAGCCCAGGUGCCAAUCUGCCUGCUUCUCAGCUAGAGUAACCAGGGAGCUGGGCUCCUCCUCAGCUCGGCCUUCCGGAGGAAAAGCCCAACUCCAGCUGUGGGGAAGCAACCUGGAGGCAGCCUUCCUGGGCUCGAGUUAGACUUCGUGAAUGUGCCCCUUCCUCACCCCAGGCCCUCCUCUUACCCGCUACAUGCUGCAAAACACACGUUGGCUAAUCCAAAUUGCCUACACAAGCUUAAACAACAGAGAACUUCUUCAUUGGGUUUUGGCUUGACCUCCAAUUCAAGUUUACAGCAGCCUGAGGCUGAGCUAAAACCGUAGCAAGGAGGAUGCUGCUUGAACUGGCCAACCUCUUGUUUUGUCUGGCAUGUGCAGAGAGCAUACAUAGUUUGAAGGCAGAUACUCUCAGGAAUAUGGAAUAAACACAACUAAUUUUCAACAAGAAAGAAAAACAGUUGCAUAAAAUGAAUUGCAAAGGUUGGGGUUAUCUGUGUAUUAUGGAGCCUAAACUCAACAGCAGAAAAAUACCAUAAAGAUUUCCCCGAGUCACAGACUACUCCCAUAAACAGAGUGCAGGUUUUGCUUCUUACUCCACAUUUCUCAGAGUUCUGUUUUCUUUCUGACCUGGGGAAUGCGUUGAUUUACCUCUGAGGAUAUACUGAGCACUGGAACUGCCUGCGCGAGCAUAACCAACACUGCAUGAAUGCAAAUGGGAUGCAAAGAGACGGCCCGUGGGCAUGCAGCCAACACUUUCCCUGUGUGAAGUGAUCUGUGCCCGAGGCUGAAGGCCACCACCACCACAUGAAAGUUCAGGGUGGCGACAGUCUCUGUUUAGAGUGGGUAAAUCAGCUGAGUAACGUGAGUCUUUCUACUGUUUGGUGCACAAUACUGAUUCUUUUUUUACAAGUCAACAGUUUACAGCGCGCCCUCUUCAUAAGCAAUUGUCAGAUGCUUGUACCCAUAUACUGAUUAGGUCUUUAACAGCAUUGCUUUGUACCACACAGAACAUGGCUCCCACAGAUGUACUUUAUAAAGUGGAUGCAGUGUACUGAGUGGGUCGGGUGGGUAGGCAAUUUUUUUUAUUUUUUGUUUUUACAGGUAGAAUCAGUUUUAAGAUAUAGCUGACUGCCAUGUUGAUUUAUUUAUGAGAGUUAUCUGACAAAAAUAAAAAAAAAAAUAAUUAAAAACUUA
Molecule: messenger RNA, 6482 nt
Organism: Gallus gallus (chicken)
Lineage: Eukaryota; Metazoa; Chordata; Aves; Galliformes; Phasianidae
Gene: GNAL
Product: G protein subunit alpha L
Exons: 7
Coding region: 1024-1548 (174 amino acids)
Biological process (GO): adenylate cyclase-modulating G protein-coupled receptor signaling pathway
Cellular component (GO): heterotrimeric G-protein complex
Molecular function (GO): GTP binding; G protein-coupled receptor binding; G-protein beta/gamma-subunit complex binding
Source: RefSeq, a predicted model, not a curated record